Molecule: messenger RNA, 1748 nt
Organism: Prosopis cineraria
Lineage: Eukaryota; Viridiplantae; Streptophyta; Magnoliopsida; Fabales; Fabaceae
Product: BTB/POZ domain-containing protein At5g41330
Exons: 1
Coding region: 169-1560 (463 amino acids)
Biological process (GO): protein homooligomerization
Molecular function (GO): protein binding
Source: RefSeq, a predicted model, not a curated record
CCAGGACCUUCCCCUGUGCAGCUUACCCGAACCUAUUCGUCAUCAAAGUACUGUAGUUGCUUGCGUCCCGAAAGGGCUUUGCAUCUUCGUCAUCAAGUUUCUCCGAUGUCAUCAGAGCCAAGAGAUAGAGAAAUUUGAAGAGCGUCUUGUACUUGCUUAUCCACGAACAUGCCGCCUUCUUCAACUUCUAAUCCCUAUGAAUCUCCUCUUCCCAAAUCAGACUCCAACAUAGUUACCAUUAAUGUAGGUGGCCAAUUCUUCCAAACCACGAAGCAGACUCUGAAUUCUGCCGGCCCCAAGUCUUUCUUCGCCAAAAUCGCCCAAUUUCAAUCCUCUACCCCAUUCAUUGACAGGGAUCCUGAGUUGUUCGCUGUCCUCCUUUCCCUUCUCCGAACCGGUAAUCUUCCUUCCAGAGCCAAGGCAUACGAUCUUCAAGAUCUGAUUUUCGAGUCCCAAUUUUACGGCAUCGAGCACACACUCAGGAAUUCCCUAUCCAGUCCUUCUCAGUUCGAGCCCUUCAACCUCCAGAAAUCGAUUGUUUUACCUCUUAACGGUCGAGAUACACCCUCCGCCAUUGCCGUCUCAAGGUUCGGUUCGGUUCAUGUCGCGCAUGGCAGCAAGAUAACAUCCUUUGAUUGGUCCCUUAGACGCAAGUCCACUUUUUUGACGCAAUUCAUGGCCGUCGAUUCUCUAUCACCCCUCUCCGAUUCGGUGGUGGCUGCGGGUGCCCAUGACUAUUCGGGGUUGCAAAUUAUUGAUUUGACAAGGAAGGUUAUCGAAACGACCUUAGACUGGGAGAACGUGACCAGGUCUGGUUCCACCGUCCUAGCAAUCGGGUCUUCGCCGGAGCACCUGUUUGCGAGCUUCGAAUCAGGUCGCCGCAAUUCAAAUUCAAUAAUGGUAUAUGAUUUACAUACUUUUAGCCCCAUUACAGAGAUUGGUCACAAUGAGAUCUUUGGUGCCGAUAUCGAUUCCGCGAUCCCAGCAACGAAACUGAAAUGGGCUUCGGGAUACAACUUGCUCAUGGCAUCUGGGUCUCAUAGCGGUCCUUCUGGAGUAUCGGGCAACAUAAGAUUAUGGGAUGUGAGGUCCGGGAAAGUUGUUUGGGAGGUGAUGGAGAAGAUAGAUUGUUUUGCAGACGUGACGGUUUCAGAUAACUUGUCAGUGAUCUUCAAGGUUGGGGUACAUUCUGGGGAGGCAUUUUUCGUGGAUAUGCGUAAUCUAAGCACUGGGAAUUCCUGGGUCUGUCUUGGUGACAAUAGAAAAGUGUUGAAUGGGAAGAAGGAAGGCAUAGGAUGCAAGGUUGAAGAUCAAGGGAAUCAAGUGUUCUGCAGCAAGGGAGGAGACAUAGAAAUGUGGUCAGAGGUUAUAACGAGCUCUGCAAAGAAAGGAGAGGAGAAGUUAGAUGACAGGAUAUUCAAGAAGAACUUGAUUGGUAGGGUGAAGGACACUGGAGGUUCUAAGAUCACCAAUCUGGCCUUUGGAGGGAAUAAGAUGUUCUUGACCAGGAAGGAUCAACAAUUUGUUGAGGUUUGGCAGAGUUCUACGGUGGAAUUUUGAUCUCCUCAUCAUACAACUAGGCGCUCUCAUGGGUUAAUCUGUCUUAACGUAAAUUGUAAAUAUCACUUUCAUUAGAUAUCUCCCAGUAGCUGUAUUUGUGCGUGUGUGUUUGUGUUCCCACCCCAUGUACUUAAAUAGAGCCUUCUAUGAAUUAUGAAAUCGAAUCAUCUUAAUCUUAUUGUUGAAAA